Molecule: messenger RNA, 1201 nt
Organism: Notothenia coriiceps (black rockcod)
Lineage: Eukaryota; Metazoa; Chordata; Actinopteri; Perciformes; Nototheniidae
Product: beta-adducin-like
Exons: 7
Coding region: 359-823 (154 amino acids)
Biological process (GO): barbed-end actin filament capping
Cellular component (GO): cytoskeleton; plasma membrane; postsynaptic density
Molecular function (GO): actin filament binding
Source: RefSeq, a predicted model, not a curated record
ACAAGUAGUUAUUUUUUUUCCAAAUGGUGCAUCUGAGUCAGUUAGUCUGAAUCUUGUGUCUCCUCUUGUCCUCCAGGGCUACCGUACAGGAUACGCGUACCGCUUCCCGGUGCUGCUGGAGCGCUCGCGGACACGGAGGGAUGUGGAGGUGCCGGCCACAGCGACCGCUCACCACCAGUUCGAUGACGACGGGGUGCACCCGGCCCUGAGGCAGCACCCGUUCGCCCAGAGGCAGCAGCAGGAGAGGACCCGCUGGCUCAACACCCCCAACAGCUACCAGAAAGUCAACCAGGAGCUAAACAGCCCGGGGCAGCGCACCACUUGGUUGAAGUCCGAAGAGAUAACACAAUCUGGAAGCAUGGCCAUCAAGAUGGAGACCAACCAGUUUGUGCCUCUUUUCACCAACCCUCAGGAGGUGAUCGCCACACGAAACAAGAUCCGACAGCAGAAUCGUCAGGACAUGAAGACGGCUGGACCGCAGUCUCAAGUCCUUGCCAGCGUUAUAACGGUCGACAGUCCUCCGUCUCCUGAGGACACUCCUAAAGUCCCACCAGAACCAGAACCUCCCAACCCCUUCAACCAGCUGACGGACCAGGAGCUGGACGAGUACCGCAAGGAGGUGCAGAAGAAACAGGAUGGAGGAACCAACGGGGAGGAGGUGGCAAAUGACAAGGAGUCUCCCCCCGCUGCCUCCCCCACAGAGACUCCCCCUCCUCUCUCAGUGAGCAGGCAUUGCCCUGAAAAUGACUCAAAGGCACAGUUCUGGUGCUUUGGUCUUCUCUCACUAGUAAGUACAGAGAAUGACAACCCACCACCCAUUUAACUAAUACUUCACUACCAAAAUAAUAAUUUGUACAUCAGUAACCUUUGUUUCCUUGAAUUUGUGAAGAAAAGGUUAUUUUUCUCACGUGUUCCACGGGAAACAAGGAUAAGAAAAAUUAGAAUAUUCUAGAUACAUUUUUGUUAAAUCCUGUUGACAAAAACCAAAGUUUUCUUCCCAAAUUCAACGUAAGCCAGGGUGAAUAAUUGAAAUUCAAUAGAUAAUUUUGUGGGUGAAAUAUUCCUUUUAAGCAAGCAUGUUCAUCUGCAGUGACAUGUCCAGCAUGUAGCUUUGCAGCUGCACUCCUCUCAGCUCUCUUCAGAGAUGGCAAAAGUACACACAUCCUUUACUCGAGUAGAAGUACAGAUACUCGUGUUUAAA